UUCUGAAUUGUUUUUUUUCAUUGAAAUACUGGAAAUACUAUGAAGACCUCCUGGUUUGCACUCCUCUUGGCAGUGCUCAGUACUGAACUGCUGACAAGUCAUUCUUCCACUCUCAAGUCCCUGAGGUUCAGAGGCCGUGUGCAGCAGGAGCGAAAAAAUAUCAGACCAAAUAUCAUCCUUGUGCUCACAGAUGACCAAGACGUGGAGCUAGGGUCCUUACAAGUGAUGAACAAAACCAGACGGAUUAUGGAGAAUGGAGGAGCAUCCUUCAUCAAUGCCUUCGUAACCACCCCAAUGUGCUGCCCAUCGCGUUCCUCCAUGCUGACUGGGAAGUAUGUGCACAACCACAACAUAUAUACCAACAAUGAAAACUGCUCUUCUCCCUCCUGGCAGGCCACUCAUGAGCCACGCACUUUCGCCGUGUAUCUGAAUAACACUGGGUACCGAACAGCUUUUUUUGGGAAAUACCUCAAUGAAUACAAUGGCAGCUACAUCCCUCCUGGGUGGAGAGAGUGGGUUGGAUUAGUGAAGAACUCUCGCUUCUAUAAUUACACCAUUUCUCGCAAUGGUAACAAAGAGAAGCAUGGAUUUGAUUAUGCAAAGGACUACUUCACAGACCUAAUCACUAAUGAGAGCAUUAAUUACUUCAGAAUGUCCAAGAGGAUAUAUCCUCAUAGGCCCAUAAUGAUGGUCAUCAGCCACGCUGCGCCUCACGGCCCCGAGGAUUCGGCCCCGCAGUUCUCAGAGCUGUACCCCAACGCUUCGCAGCAUAUCACCCCCAGCUAUAACUACGCACCAAACAUGGAUAAGCACUGGAUCAUGCAGUACACGGGGCCCAUGCUGCCUAUCCACAUGGAGUUUACAAACGUCCUGCAACGCAAGAGACUUCAGACCCUGAUGUCAGUUGAUGACUCUAUGGAAAGAUUAUACCAAAUGCUUGCAGAAAUGGGAGAGCUGGAGAAUACCUACAUUAUUUACACUGCUGACCAUGGUUACCAUAUUGGGCAGUUUGGACUGGUCAAGGGGAAGUCAAUGCCAUAUGACUUUGAUAUUCGAGUUCCUUUCUUUAUUCGUGGUCCAAGUGUGGAGCCAGGAUCAGUAGUGCCUCAGAUAGUUCUGAAUAUUGAUCUUGCACCAACAAUUCUGGAUAUUGCAGGACUUGACACACCUCCAGAUAUGGAUGGCAAAUCUGUCCUAAAGCUUCUAGACUUGGAGAGACCAGGAAAUAGAUUUCGAACAAACAAGAAGACCAAAAUCUGGCGUGACACAUUCCUGGUGGAAAGAGGCAAAUUUCUACGCAAGAAAGAGGAAGCUAAUAAAAACACUCAGCAAUCUAAUCAACUGCCAAAAUACGAGAGGGUAAAAGAAUUAUGCCAACAAGCAAGGUACCAGACAGCCUGUGAACAACCAGGACAGAAGUGGCAGUGCACAGAAGAUGCCUCUGGCAAGCUUCGAAUUCACAAGUGCAAGGUAUCCAGCGACAUCCUGGCCAUCAGGAAAAGGACCCGCAGCAUCCACUCCCGGGGAUACAGCGGUAAAGAUAAGGACUGUAACUGUGGAGACACUGAUUUCCGAAACAGCAGGACCCAAAGAAAAAAUCAAAGACAGUUUCUGAGAAACCCCAGUACGCAAAAAUACAAACCACGUUUUGUUCACACUCGCCAAACCCGAUCCUUGUCUGUGGAAUUUGAAGGUGAAAUAUAUGACAUAAACCUGGAAGAGGAAGAACUGCAGGUGCUAAAGACCAGAAGUAUCACCAAACGUCACAAUGCUGAAAAUGACAAAAAAGCAGAGGAAACUGGUGGUGCUCCUGGUGACACGAUGGUUGCUGAUGGCACUGAUGCUAUAGGUCAACCCAGUUCUGUCAGAGUGACACACAAGUGUUUUAUUCUUCCAAAUGACACUAUUCACUGUGAAAGGGAGCUGUACCAAUCUGCCAGAGCCUGGAAGGACCACAAGGCUUACAUUGAUAAGGAGAUUGAAGCUCUCCAGGACAAAAUCAAGAACUUGAGGGAAGUUAGAGGGCACCUAAAAAGAAGAAAACCAGAUGAAUGUGAUUGUACUAAACAGAGCUAUUACAACAAAGAGAAAGGUGUAAAGGCUCAAGAGAAAAUCAAGAGCCAUCUUCAUCCCUUCAAAGAAGCAGCACAGGAGGUAGACAGCAAACUGCAGCUAUUCAAAGAGAAUCGCAGAAGGAAGAAGGAAAGGAAGGGGAAAAAGCGCCAGAAGAAAGGGGAUGAGUGUAGCCUUCCUGGACUGACGUGUUUUACCCAUGACAACAACCACUGGCAAACUGCACCUUUCUGGAACUUGGGAUCUUUCUGUGCUUGCACAAGCUCAAAUAACAACACUUAUUGGUGUUUGAGAACAGUGAAUGACACCCACAAUUUUCUCUUUUGUGAGUUUGCAACUGGCUUCUUGGAAUAUUUUGAUAUGAACACUGAUCCCUAUCAGCUGACGAAUACUGUACAUACAGUGGAAAGAGGCAUUUUAAAUCAAUUACAUGUACAGUUAAUGGAAUUGCGAAGUUGUCAAGGCUAUAAGCAGUGCAAUCCAAGGCCUAAGGGACUUGAAACAGGAAAUAAAGAUGGAGGAAGCUAUGAUCCACACAGAGGACAAUUAUGGGAUGGAUGGGAAGGCUAACCUGCCCGAUUUCACUGGUGACAUCAACUGGCAAGGACUGGAAGACUUGUACAGAGUGAAUGAAAGUGUAUAUGAACACAGAUACAACUAUAGACUUAGU
Molecule: messenger RNA, 2743 nt
Organism: Phasianus colchicus (ring-necked pheasant)
Lineage: Eukaryota; Metazoa; Chordata; Aves; Galliformes; Phasianidae
Gene: SULF1
Product: sulfatase 1
Biological process (GO): negative regulation of fibroblast growth factor receptor signaling pathway; positive regulation of vascular endothelial growth factor production; heparan sulfate proteoglycan metabolic process
Cellular component (GO): cell surface; endoplasmic reticulum; plasma membrane
Molecular function (GO): calcium ion binding; glycosaminoglycan binding; N-acetylglucosamine-6-sulfatase activity
Source: RefSeq, a predicted model, not a curated record